CACAGCCCCCUAGGUUAUGGUUAUGUGAACUUCCGCUUUCCUGCAGAUGCUGAGUGGGCCUUGUACACAAUGAACUUUGAUUUAAUUAAUGGUAAACCAUUUCGCCUCAUGUGGUCACAGCCAGAUGACCGCUUAAGAAAGUCUGGAGUUGGAAAUAUAUUCAUCAAGAACUUGGAUAAAUCCAUAGACAAUAGGGCCCUAUUUUAUUUAUUUUCUGCUUUUGGGAACAUUCUUUCCUGUAAAGUAGUAUGUGAUGACAAUGGCUCUAAGGGUUAUGCCUAUGUCCACUUUGAUAGCCUUGCUGCUGCCAAUAGGGCUAUCUGGCAUAUGAAUGGAGUCCGGCUCAACAACCGCCAGGUGUAUGUGGGCCGAUUCAAAUUCCCUGAAGAGAGAGCAGCUGAAGUCAGAACCAGGGAUAGAGCCACAUUUACCAACGUUUUUGUGAAAAACCUUGGAGACGAUAUGGAUGAUGAAAAACUAAAGGAAAUUUUCAGUGAAUAUGGUUCAAUUGAGCGUGUAAAAGUAAUAAGAGAUGCCAGUGGGAAAUCUAAAUGCUUUGGAUUUGUCAGAUAUGAGACACAUGAAGCUGCCCAAAAAUCUGUGCUAGACCUGCACGGAAAAACAAUAUAUGGGAAAGUCCUACAUGUAGGGAGAGCACAAAAGAAAAUUGAAAGAUUGGCUGAUUUAAGGCGGAGAUUUGAAAGGCUGAAAUUAAAAGACAAGAGUAGGUCUCCAGGUGUGCCUAUCUAUAUUAAGAACCUGGAUGAGAGCAUCGAUGACGAAAAACUAAAGGAGGAAUUUUCUUCAUUUGGAUCAAUUAGUCGAGCCAAAGUGAUGACAGAAGUGGGACAAGGCAAAGGGUUUGGUGUCAUCUGCUUUUCUUCUUUUGAAGAGGCUACCAAAGCAGUGGAUGAGAUGAACGGCCAUGUAUUAGGCUCUAAGCCACUGAAUGUCAUGCUGGGUCAAGCCAGGCACAGGUGGUGAGAAUCACAAUGAUCAGUUUG
Messenger RNA from Phodopus roborovskii (desert hamster), 1004 nucleotides. RefSeq names its product poly(A) binding protein cytoplasmic 5 (gene Pabpc5). The transcript has a single exon. Gene Ontology annotation, molecular function: poly(U) RNA binding; poly(A) binding; mRNA 3'-UTR binding. Gene Ontology annotation, cellular component: cytoplasmic stress granule; cytosol; ribonucleoprotein complex. NCBI's taxonomy places the organism in Eukaryota, Metazoa, Chordata, Mammalia, Rodentia, Cricetidae. The annotation marks the transcript as partial. The record is from RefSeq and is a predicted model, not a curated record.